UCUGGGCUGAUUGUGCACAUCAGCUGCUCAUAAUCCACGAAAAAUCCAUCAGUUUAUGUGGCUAUAAGUAACUGCUUUUAGCAGUUGGGUCUAUUGGGUCUAUUGAUCGCUGAGCUCGGGAUGAGAGGUACAACCGCGGAGAUACAGUACUGACGGUUCAGACAUCACACUUGUUGCAGUUGACCGUAUUCUUCACGGCUAUUUUCGCAGUCUACAUUUGCUUAAUCGAAAGAGGUUACGUUGGAUAAUUGUAGGGGAGUCUACUGGGGAAGAAGGUCCUGUCAAUUCGCGGAGGGGAUGAGAUGACCCAUUCACUCGGUUCAAAUCUGCUGAGGUCUGCUGCGCUACUCCUGGUGUUGAAAUGUAUAGUUCUGGCUGCAGAGGUCUGUGUGUGUAAAGGGAAGGCCGGAUGUCACUGUGAUGGUGUGAAAGGCGACAAGGGUGAGAGAGGAUUCCCAGGACCAGACGGAGCACCUGGGUUCACUGGUUUUCCUGGCCCAGAGGGCCGUACAGGACUUGAUGGCCCAAAGGGGAAUGUGGGCUAUCCUGGAGUCCAGGGACCCAAGGGAAAACGGGGUGUUACUGGGGAACCAGGAAACUUUGGAGCUCCAGGAGAGCCGGGCAUACCAGGGAAUGCUGGAGAAAUAGGACCUCCAGGUGCCCCAGGAUGCAAUGGGACAGCGGGGGAGAGGGGAUAUCCUGGUCGCCCUGGUUUUCCUGGACCUGAUGGAUCAUUAGGUGUCCAGGGUCUACCUGGUAGUAAGGGGGACCCUUCACCUGCCUAUAUUGGAGGGAAAGGACAACCAGGGGCACAGGGAAGACCAGGAAAUACUGGUCCGCUUGGAUAUCCAGGAGAAAUGGGCCUCCCUGGGCUUCCUGGUCCAGUUGGUACACCGGGCCAAAUGGGUUUCCCUGGUACACCAGGGGAAAAGGGCAAAGAGGGGAGGAGCUCAGGCAUUCCAGGUCCCAGAGGUGUUAAGGGUGAGCAAGGUCCCUCUGGGCCUCCCGGGAUUAAAGGAAUAAAACUAUACGCAACUGCACCCCGGGAACUUAAGGGGGACCGUGGAGAUGAAGGUGAGAAGGGCUGUCAAGGAUCACCUGGCCUACCUGGACAAGUCAGACAGAAAGGAGUCAAAGGUGACAAUGGGGAGCCGGGUGCUGAGGGGAAGGUUGGGAAGGAGGGCAGCUAUGGAGGUCAUGGAUUAAUGGGUAGCAAAGGUAAUGUUGGCUACCCAGGUGACCCAGGGGUCCCAGGUCCACAGGGACAGAGGGGUGAAAGGGGUCCCCCUGGCCCUCCAGGAGAGGUGAUAUUUCCGGGGGAGUUUACCAAAGGACAGCCUGGAUUACCUGGCCCACAAGGACCCCCAGGCCCACCUGGAUUUCGAGGUGUGGAUGGCUUCCCUGGAAAUCCAGGAGCUCCAGGCGGCGAGUCUUCCCCUGGUCCGCCAGGACCAUCUGGUCCACCGGGCCCCUCUGGCUUUAAAGGAGAUAAGGGAGACUCUCUCUACAUUCCCGGACCCCCUGGACAAGAUGGCCCUCCGGGACCACCUGGGCCCCCAGGCGACCCAGGCCCCCCAGGCAUCCCAGACCCCUUUGGUCCACUUGAUGGUCAGGGGCUCCCAGGGCGAAAGGGACAGAAGGGAAUUAGGGGGCCCCCAGGACCUAGAGGUAACCCGGGACAGACAGGGGACAAGGGUGACACCUGCAGAGACUGUCCUGAACCUCAGCGUCCUGGUCCUCCUGGUCCACCUGGUCCACAAGGAGAAUCUGGCUUGGAUGGAUUUCCUGGUUCCAAAGGAAGCGUUGGCAUCCAAGGGCAAAGGGGGCUGCCAGGUCCUCAGGGCCCUCCUGGCAGACUAGGUCCCCCAGGCAGCCAGGGGGAAAAAGGGGAUGGAGGCUACAGCUUUGAAAUUGGAGAGAAGGGUGAGCAAGGAUCACCUGGUCCCCUAGGCAGUCAGGGGCCAAGUGGAGCUCCUGGGCCCCGUGGAUACCCAGGGCCAAAAGGACAGCGGGGUCCCAGGGGUGACUCGCCCUUCAGCGUGAAGGGGGAGGUGGGAUUUCCGGGACUUCCUGGGCCUCAAGGACCCCCGGGGCAAGUCGGAGCGAAAGGUUCCCCAGGUACUGGGCCACAAGGCGCACCAGGACCGAAGGGCAGCCAAGGGUUACCAGGCUUUCCAGGCACUUAUGGACAACCAGGAGAGAAAGGGGAUUCAUUCCCUGUUCCUGAUAUCCCAGGAGACCCAGGUCCCCGAGGAUCCAGGGGUCCCAAAGGGACAACUGGCCCACCAGGCAGGUUUGGACCCGACGGUUUACCAGGCUUCCCAGGCGGUCCUGGCAUGAAAGGAGAGAGGGGCCAGGGUGCUUACCCAGGGCCACCUGGUUACCGAGGGGACAAAGGUGACAGCGGCCAGCCAGGACUCCCAGGUCUCCCUGGGGUGGGACGUCCAGGAUUACCAGGUCUUCCAGGAGCCCCAGGGUUUCCAGGGCCAAAGGGUCAAUUUGGAUUUGGGCCUCAAGGACCGCCUGGUGCACCAGGACCAAUAGGGGAGGAUGGAGGUCUUGGCAUCCCAGGGGACUCUGGGUUUAACGGGCCUCCUGGACCUCCUGGAAGGCCAGGGUCAGGUGGUGGACCUGGAGAAAAAGGGAACAAGGGUUAUGCAGGUUUCCCGGGCCUACAAGGUCUUCCAGGGGUGUGUCUGAGUGGACCCAAGGGUUCAGAGGGACUUCCUGGUUCAAAAGGAGAAGAUGGUUUCCCAGGGCCUCGAGGACUGAAAGGAAUAAAGGGAAUCCCGGGUGUUCCUGGAUUUGGGCGCCCAGGACCACCGGGGGAAGUAGGACCUCCUGGGUUUUCUCCAUCUGGAGGUGAAGGGCCUGCCGGACCAAGUGGCCUCAGAGGGCUGAACGGCUUACCAGGGACACCAGGCCUCCGGGGAGAUCCUGGAAUCCCAGGCAUGCCUGGUAUUGCACCAGAUGGACCUCCUGGGUUUGAUGGACCACCUGGUCCUGAAGGGACCCGAGGCCCUGGUGGACCACCGGGUCUUCCAGGAGAGAGAGGAGAAACAGGGAAUGUUGGGGAACCGGGAAUACCAGGACCCAGACCGAUAGGACCCCCAGGACCCUCAGGAGACCCCGGACCUCCAGGUCUGCCAGGGUUCCCUGGGGAUAAAGGCAAUCCAGGAUACCCAGGACCCAAAGGAACCAGUGGGAGGGGUGGAAUCCCAGGAGGUCCUGGCCAGAAAGGUCGCCCUGGCGAGCCUGGCGGUGAUGGAUUUCCUGGUGCACCCGGCUUCCCUGGACCACUGGGGGAUCCAGGAGGCACAGGUUUUCCAGGUAGGAAAGGAGACAAAGGAGGCCCUGGUGAUCCUGGAGUACCUGGAUCACCUGGAGGAAGAGGCAUAUCUGGGUCCAAAGGGGAGAAGGGAGAACGUGGCUGUCCUGGGCCUGCACCACCUGGAUUACCUGGCCCAAAGGGAGACCCAGGAUAUCUGGGUAGAUCAGGUUUGAAGGGGGAACGUGGAGCAUCAGGAAACCCAGGAUUUCCAGGUCCCAAGGGGCUCAUUGGAUCCAAAGGAAGCACAGGACCCCAAGGAUAUCCAGGAGCCCCAGGCCUACCUGGAGAGAGUGGAUUCCCUGGACCUCCAGGUCUCCCGGGGUUUCCAGGGGAAUUUGGCCCUCAAGGAUACCCAGGAAAUCCUGGUGCUGCAGGGCCUCCAGGUGUCAAAGGAAACCAGGGUCGUGAUGGUAUUCCUGGCCUAGCAGGGCAGAAGGGAGACAUGGGAGCGACUAUAAACGGCAGGCCAGGGUUACUGGGAGAGACAGGUCAAACUGGUCAGAAGGGAGACCCUGGAAAUCCUGGCUCUGAUGUUGUGGGGCCUGUAGGGCCUCCAGGGGAGAAAGGACGCCUAGGUCCAGAUGGAUCUCCUGGUUACCCAGGUGGUCCUGGGCCGAAUGGACCUUGUUAUGUAGGGCCAAAAGGAGAUCCUGGUGUCCAGGGCAGGCCUGGGAGCCCUGGCCCUCAAGGACUUCGCGGCCCCCCGGGACCUCCAGGACAGGGCUAUAAAGGAGAUAAGGGGGAUCCAGGUCUACCUGGGCUAGGGGGUCCAAGGGGGUACAAAGGAGACCCUGGGAGUCCUGGACAACCAGGAGGUAAUGGCAGACCUGGCGCUCCCGGGAUGAAAGGUGAAAUUGGACCCUCUGGAAUUCCAGGAGGACCUGGUGAGAAAGGAGACGAUGGUUGUCCUGGUGCUAAAGGACCUCCUGGACAAAAAGGGCCUCCAGGGACAAAAGGAAAAAAAGGCUGUGAAGGGAAGGUGACGCUGGUGCCAGGUGAUCCGGGGCCAGAUGGCGGUCCAGGGUAUCCAGGGCCUAAGGGUGAACUGGGACCACCAGGACCACCAGGACCUCCAGGACCCCAGGGCCCUAAGGGGCUGUCCAGUCCUGGGCGUCCCGGGCUUCCGGGGUUCCCGGGACAGAAAGGAGACCAUGGACCACCUGGAGGGCCAGGACCAGAGGGGUUUCAAGGUCCCCCUGGCCCCAAGGGCAUACAAGGCCCACCAGGUAGCAGCGUUCCAGGUGUAGGGGCUGACAGUUUCAUGAUCACUAGGCAUAGCCAGACAGCCCAGGAGCCACAGUGCCCAGGAGGCACCACCAAGAUCUACUCGGGAUACUCCCUCCUCUUCAUCAAUGCCCAUGAAAGGGGCCACGGCCAGGACCUGGGCACUCUGGGAAGCUGUCUGCUUCGCUUCACCACCAUGCCUUUCCUUCACUGUGACAUUGAUGGGACCUGUCGCUAUGCCUCUCGUAACGACUAUUCCUAUUGGCUGUCCACUGACGAGGCCAUGCCUGCAAACAUGGAGGCCAUCCCAGCCAAUUCUCUGCGUAGAUUCAUCAGCAGGUGUUCAGUUUGUGAGACCAGAGGAAACACGAUUGCUGUUCACAGCCAAACUACUCGGAUCCCAGACUGUCCCCAGGGGUGGAUAUCUCUGUGGACAGGAUACUCCUUUGCCAUGCAAACCGGUGUAGGGGCUGAAGGCUCUGGGCAGGCCUUGGUGUCCCCUGGUUCCUGUCUUGAGAUUUUCCGCCAGGUUCCCUUCAUUGAGUGCCAUGAGCGUGGCACCUGCAACUACUUCACUGACUCCUACAGCUACUGGCUGGCCUCCCUUGAUCCCAACAACAUGUUCAGGAGGCCAGUUCCACGGACAGUAAAACCACCCUUCCUGGAAGAAGUCAUCAGUCGCUGUCGUGUCUGCAUGAAACAAUAGUCCCAGUCUCAGCCACACAGGAGUGGAGUCAUGGCACCAGUGAUCUGCUGCCUGAAGAGUGGACAGGCCCUAGUGCCUUUAGCAGAUGCAAGGGGUCAGAGCUGACUCUUCUGGAAAGACCCCCAUCCUCACUAUGCUGAGAGCAUCCUUUGAUAUUUGUAAAUUGUGUUGUAUUUUCUAAACGUAUUCCCUAAGCACAAGCUGAACAAAGGGACUUGGGACUGAACUGCUGUCUGUUAAAGGGAUCUGGGUAUAAUUUGCAUUGUAAAAUAUAUGAAGUUCUUAUCAAUCCUUCACCGUGAAUGGAGUAAUUGUAAUGAUAUCACCCCUAAUCGUUAGCAGAUUCUCCCUCCCCAUCGAGUCCCAGCACUAAGGCGUUUAUUCCUGAUUGUGUGACACUUCCUGCACCCUGCGGUUUUAAGUUCCGGUAGUUGCUAACACAACUUCAAUUCACCUUUGGGUGAUACCGUAUUGAAGCCAAACGGCUUUCUUUUGCUUUUCCCGUGAUUACUUGCAAACUCUAAGACAGAUUGGUGCGAAACACUGUCUCCGUCAGAAGACAGUGACUUCCUUUCCCUCACGCACAGGCCUGGCUGCGCUUCUCUCACAGCUUUACACGCUAACUUUACGUACGCAGUGUCAGCCGAGGUUCAGCUGCUUUUCAUAAACUGUGUUGGCAGUUGUUCACGGGCAGAGGAGAUGCCGUGAGGCUGUGGCAGGAUCUCUGGGUUCUGUGAGAAGGUUUACACGGGCGUCGCCACAUUGAGGUCACCGAAACUUGUUUGACUGUUCGGGAUGCACAGAUUAUUAAUAAACAUGAUCACGCUGUUGGAGUGGAUGGUUUUCUGUCUCGCCCAUCUUUCCAUCGCUUUCAGGCCACAGGUGUUUGUCUGUGUUUGUGUGCUGUGAGGGUGGCAGCGUGGCACAGUGGUAAGGAGCAGGGCUCGUAAUCAAAAGGCUUCAGGUUUGAUUUCCCACUCUGGCGCUGCUGCUGUACCCUUGGGCAAGGCACUUAUUCCAGA
Messenger RNA from Megalops cyprinoides (Indo-Pacific tarpon), 6283 nucleotides. RefSeq names its product collagen alpha-5(IV) chain-like. NCBI's taxonomy places the organism in Eukaryota, Metazoa, Chordata, Actinopteri, Elopiformes, Megalopidae. The record is from RefSeq and is a predicted model, not a curated record. Gene Ontology annotation, cellular component: collagen trimer. Gene Ontology annotation, molecular function: extracellular matrix structural constituent. The transcript is spliced from 52 exons. The coding region runs from base 303 to 5261 and encodes 1652 amino acids.